AUGGGGAUUAAAGGGUUCGUCGAAGGCGGCGUGGCCUCCAUCGUCGCCGGCUGCUCCACCCACCCCCUCGACCUCAUCAAGGUCCGUAUGCAGCUCUACGGCGAGACCAACCCCGCCACCGCCACCGCCGCCCUCCGCCCGGCGGCGCUCGCCUUCCACCCUGGCGGCGCCGCCACCAGCUACCUUCCUCCUCCGCCACCGCCGCCGCCGCGGCUCGGGCCAGUCGGCGUGGGGAUGCAGAUCCUCAGGUCGGAGGGCGCCGCCGGGCUCUUCUCCGGCAUUUCCGCCACGAUGCUCCGGCAGACGCUCUACUCCACCACCCGCAUGGGCCUCUACGACGUGCUCAAGACCAAGUGGUCUCCUUCCUCAGGCGGGCCCCUCCCGCUCCCCCGGAAGAUUGUCGCCGGCCUCCUCGCCGGCGGCGUCGGCGCCGCCGUGGGCAACCCCGCCGACGUCGCCAUGGUCCGCAUGCAGGCCGACGGCCGCCUCCCGGCGGCGCAGCGGCGCAAUUACAGCAGCGUCGGCGACGCCAUCGCCCAGAUGGCUCGCCGGGAAGGCGUGGGCAGCCUGUGGCGUGGCUCCUCUCUCACCGUCGGCCGGGCGAUGAUCGUUACAGCCGCGCAGCUCGCCUCCUACGACCAGGCGAAGGAGGCGAUACUGGCGGCGGAAGUGAUCCCCGACGGGCUAGGGACGCACGUCGCCGCCAGCUUCGCGGCCGGGCUGGUGGCGGCGCUGGCGUCGAACCCGGUGGACGUGAUCAAGACGAGGGUGAUGAACAUGAAGGUGGAGGCGGGCGCGGCGCCGCCGUACGCCGGCGCGGUAGAUUGCGUGGUGAGGACGGUGAGGGCGGAGGGGCCGCUGGCGCUGUACAAGGGCUUCGUCGCCACCGCCUCCCGCCAGGGGCCCUUCACCGUCGUCCUCUUCGUCACCCUCGAGCAGGUCCGCAAGCUCCUCCCCAAAGAUUUCUAG
Spirodela intermedia is the source of this 969-nucleotide messenger RNA. NCBI's taxonomy places the organism in Eukaryota, Viridiplantae, Streptophyta, Magnoliopsida, Alismatales, Araceae. The record is from the annotation of a GenBank genome assembly.